AAAGCUUAUUUUGAAAGAACAAAACUAUUCUGCAUUUCAGAACCAAGGCGGAAGUUUGGAAGACAAAUUAAAACUCUAUUAUCAAAUGAUUUGUCCAUCUGAAAUGCGAGUUUUAUUCAUUAAAUCGUGUGAUAAAUUUAAUUGAUAAAGCUACUUGAUGCCUUGGUUUAAUUAAUUACAGUGCUAAGACCAGUGAUUUACUAAAAAUUGAUAAAUUUAUAGCUCGUGAAUAGUUCGGGUGAAUCAUCUGAGGUGAAUCUCAUCAGUUGAUCAGUUCAUUACCAAAGAUGGAAAAAAGUAUACUUUUCUUAUUGGCAUAUCCACUUCUUGCCGGAUUAAUUCCUCUUGCCAUAAAAACGUUCUUCUUGGCCGAAGAGAAACUAUCCAAAACAUUUAACAAUGACUAUUGGGAAAAAUCGUACGACUAUAUAAUAGUUGGGGCAUCAGCUGCAGGAUGUGUACUGGCUAAUCGCUUAUCAGAGGACCCAAACAAAAAGGUUUUGCUGCUCGAAGCCGGUGGACCAACUCCUAGUUUAAGUGAGAUUCCAGCUUUGUCAAACAUCUUUCAAGGGUCGGUUUACUCAUGGAAUUUCAAAACGGUCCAACAGGAGAAAUCUUGUUUCAGUAUGCAUGAUCGAAGAUGCCGAUUUAUUCGUGGAAAAGGCCUGGGAGGAACUACUAUGUUUGAUUCUAUGAUUUACUUAAGAGGUCAUCCCGAUGAAUACAACUCUUGGAGCACGCUAGGGUUACGUGAAUGGCGUUGGGAGAAAAAUUUUCCAUAUUUCAUCAAAGUAGAACAAAAGAGAGAUGCUAAUUUGUAUGACACUAAUCGAAAUUAUGGGACUAAUGGAUACCUUCCUGUAAAUUUGGAUCCUUUCGAAAACAUUGUUACUAAAUCAAUUAGAACUGCUGCUGCAGAAUUGGGUUUGCCCUAUGGUGAUCCAAAUGCUGUGUCUAAUGUGAUUAACGCAAGACCACAAUUCACUCAUUUUAACGGCACUCGAUUUUCAGCAUCUAAAGCUUAUUUAGAGCCAAUUAUGCAUCGACCAAACUUGAAAAUCUUAACCUUUUCUCGAGUGAAUCGUGUUAUAUUUGAUGGCAAGCGAGCGAUUGGGGUUGAAUUUAAUCGCCAUGGUUUAAAUCAUUUUGUUGCUACUCAUAGAGAAGUAAUAUUAUCGGCUGGUCCGAUUAACAGUCCAAAAAUAUUGAUGCUUUCUGGGAUUGGACCGAGGCAGUUAAUUGAAGAGCAUCGUAUGGAAGUUAUUGCUGACUUGAAAGGUGUCGGUAAAAAUUUAGUAAGUCCUUUGUGUGCUUUUUCACUUUCCUACAAAUUAGAGAAUGUCCCAAGGAGCAUAUUAAAAGAUCAAUAUGAUUAUGAUACAAUCAAUGAGUAUGUUGAAUAUGGAAAAGGUCGAUUAGCAACCACAGGAUAUGAUUCAAUCACAAUUGCUCAAUCCAAUGUCUAUGGGCAUAAUGACACUGGACAUUGGCCUGAUAUUGCGCUUCUUCUUUACUCAGGGGGAUUAGUGGCUGAUGAUGGUCUCUUUUUUCGUAAAAACAUUGGUCUCAAUUCUGAUGUGUGGGCAAAAGUAUUUGAACCAAACAUUAAAACACCUUCGUUCACUUUAGCUGCUUGUUUAGCACGACCUCGGUCAAGAGGAACAGUCAAUAUUAUCUCAGCAGAUCCUGAUGAUGAUCCUGAUAUUGAUCCAAAAUACAAUGAACAUCCAUCAGAUUUACAAUCUUUAACGAACGCCCUUAAGUUAGCAAAAAAUUUAGGCAAAACACGAGUGUUUAGAGACCUUGGUGCGGUUCCAUAUUCAGAUAAAUUACCAACAUGUCGUGAAUUUGCUCUUUACACUGAACCUUAUUUGGCUUGUUCUGCUCAGUCAUUAACGGUUCCCUCCGAAUAUAUCUCUGGGACCUGUCGUAUGGGCGAUCCAAAAGAUCCAUUUGCUGUUGUAGAUCAAAAUCUGAAAGUUCUAGGAGGAAUAAUUGGAUUGAGAGUUGCUGAUGCGUCGGUUUUCCCUUCACCUCCUGGAUUAUCAAGUGGGCCUGAGUAUAUGUUGGGUGAAAGAUUAGCUGAUAUAAUCCGAAGCAGAAGACCACCAAUUCAUCCUUAUACGAAUCCAAUUUAUACUUAAGAAUUCAAUUGUCAUUUGUUUAUCAUCCGAACGUUGUAAUUAUAUCCUUACUUCGCGCGAAAUUUCUUGACGGAUUUGGACCUAUGGAAAAAUUGAUACAAUUACUCUUAGCUGAACUAUCGAUCAACUGUAAAAAUUGAAAGAACGAAAUACAUUGUCAAAUAUAUAAACGUUUAAAAUUCGA
Messenger RNA from Tetranychus urticae (two-spotted spider mite), 2328 nucleotides. Its product is annotated as glucose dehydrogenase [FAD, quinone]. NCBI's taxonomy places the organism in Eukaryota, Metazoa, Arthropoda, Arachnida, Trombidiformes, Tetranychidae. Gene Ontology annotation, molecular function: oxidoreductase activity, acting on CH-OH group of donors; flavin adenine dinucleotide binding. The record is from RefSeq and is a predicted model, not a curated record.